AUGGAUAAGACUGCGUCUAAAAAACUUUCCACAAUGGCUAAGACUGCGUCUAAGAAACCGUCCGCCAUGGACAAGACUAAGCUCAAGAAAUGUAUUCUCGCCAUCGAUCUUGGCAGCACCGCGCUCCGCGCCGCCUUCGUUGAGUGCGAAGCGCCCUACACUUACCAUCCGAUUCAAAACAGAGAUGUAGACGCCGUUCGACAGUUUGGCGCACCCGUUACCUGCAGGGGCGACUUUCCGGUGUCAUGCUGUCCCCUCCGCGAAAACCCCUUUGACAAGAUAGGAGCGGAUGCUGUCACCGAUCCUGGCCAAAUUUCUGCCAAAUAUCUGAUGUACAUCCUCGCCAAGGUCGAUGACUCGGUCAUGGCCGAUUACCCUCUCCCGGCAGACAUUCUGGCCAUGAAAGACGACGAUUUGCUCCUCAGUGACUGCCGAACCAUCUUGGCCAAGCUGUUUUCAGGUCUGAAAGACCACGUGGACGACUUCACUGGGAGAAAGCGCCUGUGUUUUGACGAGAUUGUCCUGACGAUUCCCAGCCAGUGGAACGCAACUUUCGAGAAUGUUUACACGUCCAUCAUCGAGGACGUUUUCAGUUAUGAGAACGAGGACGGCGAGAAGAUGAAGAAGGAGGUCCACUACUGCGGCGAGGCUGACGCGCUGGCGCGAUAUGUCAUCCUCAACGAAGAAAAUGAGCUUGAAGACUGGGAGGUUGUCCUCUUCCUCGACUUUGGAGGCCAUUCCAUGUCUUACAGCCUGAUGGAGCUGAAGAGAACCAAAAACACUGGAGGCUCUGGUAACUCCAACAUGACCUUCUUUGAGUUGGGUUCUGGCGGCUGUGCCGGUGGAAGCGAGAUGUGGUCUCACCAAGUCCGUCAGUUGAUUAGCGAAAAGCUCGAGGACAACGGAGUAUCAGACCCUCAUGGAGAGAUAACCUUCCAGCUUCUUCAAAAUUUCAAUACCAAGAAGGGUCAACAUCUCAUUCCGAACAUGGAAGAUGGUGUGAUCGGCCUUGCUUCCGAGGAUGAACAAGGUGCUAUCGCGACCACCGUUAAUCUACCACGCAGGGAAGUCAAGCGCUGCUUCGACGCGGCGCUUAAGAAACCAUUCGCAAUGGCCAAGAGGCAGCUCAAGAAGUUGAAAGGCUUUAGUCGAGACUAUGAGAUCGGCGUCGUGGUAGCCGGAGGAACUCUCAUGAGCACCACAGCAAGGAGAGCAGUCUUCGCCGAUAGCGCUAUCCCGGAAGAACGGAUCAAGUAUACAGCCGACAUCGAUGUCAUCUGGCUUUCAUCGUGCAACUGCCACGGCGCAGCAUUGGCCCACGCGAAGAAGAUGACAGUGGCCCAGUUCUUCGCGAAUGGCGCCGUGAUUGCUCUCCAGCGAAAGGUUGGUCGCGGACGCGAUUAUGCUUGGGAGCAUUUUGCCUAUCUCCUGGUCGGGAAUGAUAAGAAGUACGUUGCGAGCGUAUACAACGCAUUCAAGGGCACGCAGAUGAGGCUCGUCUGCAACCCCACCUAUUUCGAGGAAGAUGCGGCAGACAAGAACAAGCAGGACAACGUGCCUGAAGACAUCAGCGAGUCGGACCCCAACACCAAUGUCAAAAUCCCUAUGGGGGAUUUCUAUGACCUACACUACCUUGGUUCCCAGAGGGCAGGAAGGCUUAUCAUCGAGGCAUCCUUGACCUCACCAAGCGGCACUGCAUCACCGGAGAGGACUCUUCAUGUGUCUAUCAGCCACAAGAGCCGACGAGACGCUCCAAAAGUCAAAGUCGACGAGCUAAACCUCCCCCUAUGCCUCGACCCCGGACACAACGCUGUUCAUGUUGACAUCGACACGCUCGGCUCAGAGGUGCGCGAUGAGCAAGCAGAGCUGAGGCAGCGUGAGGGGGAGACGGCAGAUGGAAAUUCGGGAUCCAGACCUAGUAGUUCUAGGAAGAAGUCAGCCACAUCAAAUGCAUCUAGAACCAAACGGAAGCGGGAGGACACAGAUGCUGCUCCUGACCAACCCAGCAAGAGGCCACGAACCCGUGCCGCUCCUGGCUCCGACGACCAUGUGCAACUUGACAAUUAUGGCCCCCCUGGGGCUGUGACGAGCAGCAAAAGAAAGGCGACUGCUGCCCCUGAAUCUUCCACAACAGCAACGAAGAAAGCGCGGAUUGCCACCUCUGCUAAGCAACCCAACACCAAGAAUAUUCCUGACAACAAUCAGUCAGAUGAAACACCCAACAAGCAAACCGAGGAGCAGCCACAAGAGCGCUCCGAUACCCAAGAUGCGUCUCAGCACAAUGACGAGGAGGACACAAAUCUCCAUACCGAUGAUCAGCCUGACAACGAGCUGGAUCAAAACCACGAUGCUGCCGCCACAGAGAGCAGGAGCAACAACCAACAACCAUCCACUCCCCCCUAUGUUUGCCCUACGUGCCAAAAGACGUUCGUAAGUGCAGCAAACCUCAGGCGACACAGCAAGCUCCACACGGGCGAAAAGCCGUAUUCAUGCUCAAAAUGCGGCAUGAGGUUUUCUCGAGGGGAUUAUUUAAGGGAGCACACUAGAGCACCUGGUGGAUGUACCGGUCACCAAGGAGAUUCUGGAGAUGAGAAUAACGAUGGCGUGAGCACGACCGGAGCAGAUGAAUCGGGGGUGUCGAAUAUGCACAAAGGUGCUUCACAGGGCGAAUCUUCGGCGGCGGCGGAAGAGCGCCGUUCCUCUGAGCACAACAGCUCCAACAACAACUCCAACCUCAACCCCAACAACAACGGCAAUACCUCCCGUUCCACUCGAAACCAAACCGCCGAAAAUGCCAGGGGGGCUACGGCCACAAGGGACAGAUCCCAUGCCCCUACUGCGACUGCCGACCGGCCGGCAACAACCACAGCAACAACAACAACAACAACAACACAUACCAACAGCAGGUUUGUCCCAAGGAGCAGCCCGCCUAAGAGCCGGAGGAGGCACCAAACGGAAUCUCCUCCGGAACAACGUUUGCAGCCCCAGCCCCAGGCUCAGGCCCAGCCACAGCCCAAGCGAUCACCUCGCAAGCAACAACAACAAAAGAAGAAGGCACCGGCGGUUGCCUUGACAACAGCAGCUACGCGGCAACAACAGCAGGCUAGACCUCAGGCUCAUGCCGGGUCAUCACGGUUCCAAGCCCAAGCCCAACAAGCCCUCAAAAUCCUCCAGAAAGAUGAGGAGAAGAUAGCGGAUUCUAUCACGGUCAAGAUCUCUCCUGACCCUCCUAACAGUUCUCUGGCUGGUCAACAAGUCGUUGAUGAGGAUGAGGCUGAGGAGGAGAAGCAGGAUGAGGGCGACGACGAGGAUGACUAUGACAACGGCGGUAAUGGCGGUGAUGACGACGACGAUGGCGACGAUCAUCCCUCAGGGUCUGGAGAUCUUGGGCUUAGGAGGAUAUUCUUUUCUUCCAUGGAGCGGGAGAGGGAGAAUCUGGGACGACCAUCUUCACCUAUUCUGGGGGAGAGGGGGAAGCAAAGCAGUGGCAAUGAGGGCAACGCAGAGGAGCAAGACCAUAUUCCCGGCCCUCUGAGUAUUUCUCGACUUCAGCGGACAGUCCAGGCAGAGGUUCGCGCCUCUAGUUCUCCACAGAGGGCGCACGGCGGUAGUAGGGCCGUUGGCGCCGCUGGGAGGAAUAAGGAGAACCGGCGGGAGCAGAUAAUUGGGACCGGGACUGUGGCUGCGGCUGCGCCUCAAGUCUUGACUGAGGAGGGAAGCCGACGCAGACCUACCAGAGAAGAAAAAGGCAAGGGGAAGGCAGUUGACGAACCUGUGCCCAAGCCCAAGCCCGCUACCGCUUCCAGGGCAGACCCGCACCCGCUCGUCCCGCGGAUGUUUUAUGGUCAAGUCUCCUCUGGCUUUGCCUCUUCCUCUUCCUCCGGCUUCGCAUCUUCCUCAUCCUCUGCCCCCGCCCCUACCAUCCCCAGCACCACCACCACUACCACUACCGGCACGUCCGCCAGAGCAUCCUCCUCCACUGGCACCACCAUCCCGGCCACUCCACGUCCUACAAGGAAUGGCAGAGGCAAGGCCCAGGCCCAGACCAAGGCCAAAGAAACUGUCACCACCACAAGACCCCCCUUCCCCUGA
Molecule: messenger RNA, 4092 nt
Organism: Sordaria macrospora k-hell
Lineage: Eukaryota; Fungi; Ascomycota; Sordariomycetes; Sordariales; Sordariaceae
Source: RefSeq, a predicted model, not a curated record